Messenger RNA from Astyanax mexicanus (Mexican tetra), 1339 nucleotides. RefSeq names its product parvalbumin 7 (gene pvalb7). The transcript has 5 exons. NCBI's taxonomy places the organism in Eukaryota, Metazoa, Chordata, Actinopteri, Characiformes, Acestrorhamphidae. The record is from RefSeq and is a predicted model, not a curated record. Gene Ontology annotation, molecular function: calcium ion binding. Bases 448 to 777 code for a protein of 109 amino acids. Gene Ontology annotation, cellular component: cytoplasm; nucleus.
UGAGAUGGUGCAGAGUUCCUGUGGGGAGCUGCUGUGCUGUGUAACAGUAAAACUGAGAUCUGAUGAGCUGAAAAAAAACCUGGCCCAGAGUCGAGGGCAGAAGAGAAUUGGAGGAAAAGCGAGAGAGAGAGAGAGAGAGAGAGAGAGAGAUAGAAGGAGAGAAGGAGAGAGAGAUUAAGCCGGAGCUGAUUAUUAAUAGUUUGAUUCGUUAGAGCCACUGAGAAAUUGAUCCUCUGUUACUCACACAACAGCACACCCCAUCCAUUCCUCUCUGGAUUACAUUAUGCCCCAGUCUGUCCUGAAAUAGAAUGAAGAGCUGGACGCUGUAUAUAAGACUGGACGCUUGACCCUCCUCUCCUACCUCUGUCUCCCUCUCUCCCUCCAAUCUUUUCUCAUCCCUCGCUUCCCAGCCCUACCGGCUCUCCCUCCUCUCACACAGCUGCCAAGAUGGCAAUGCAGGAGUUACUGAAAGCUGAGGACAUCAAGAAGGCCCUGGAUGCAUUCCAAGUUGCUGAGUCGUUUGACCACAAGAAGUUCUUUGAGCUUGUGGGCCUGAAGGCCAUGACUGCAGAGAACGUCAAAAAGGUCUUUAAAGUCCUGGAUGUCGAUGAAAGUGGCUUCAUUGAGGAAGAGGAGCUCAAGUUUGUGCUGAAGGGGUUUUCUAAAGACGGCAGAGAUCUGUCCGAUAAGGAGACCAAAGCAUUCCUGUCUGCUGCCGACAAGGAUGGAGACGGGAAGAUCGGCAUCGAUGAGUUUGAAGCCAUAGUCCACGCGUAAAAAGGAACACACCUGGCAACCCGACACACCUCCUCUCUCCUCUGUACACCUGCAGGCUGAUACACUGUUCUGCAUGCAUCUCAACAUCUCACACACACACACACACACACUCAUACACACUCCGCCCCUGCACCCACAGGCCACGGGCAGGAACCUCAUCUACACCUUUAUUUAUUUAUUUGUUUUUUAUAUAAACUCUGCCGCCUCUCGUCUCAGACCCCCUUAAUAAAAUGAGCUACAGGGUUAUAUGCUCUCAGUAUAUUCAUCUAUACACACAGAAUAUAUUGUAAACAUAUUUCCAGUAUAUUACUUUGUUUGUAUUUUGGGAAUCCACAUCCCUCUUUUUCUUUCUGUCUGCCCUGCCCUACCAUCUCUCUCUCUCUCUCUCUCUCUCUCUCUCUCUCUCUCUCUCUCUCUCUCUCUUUUCAAAACUCAUCCCUCCUUCUGCUCUCAUUCCUCUCCUCCCUCGCUCCAGACAGAGCUGUGAUCGCGAUGACGUGCAAAAAAAAAACACAAGAUGAGCCGUGAAACAAAGAGAGAAAUAAAGGAAAUCAAACAAAGA